This is a messenger RNA of Penicillium manginii, 960 nucleotides long. RefSeq names its product basic secretory family protein. The transcript has a single exon. The coding region runs from base 1 to 960 and encodes 319 amino acids. The record is from RefSeq and is a predicted model, not a curated record. NCBI's taxonomy places the organism in Eukaryota, Fungi, Ascomycota, Eurotiomycetes, Eurotiales, Aspergillaceae.
AUGACAGAACUCACCACGACAACCCCACCCCCCGCAGCUGCAUCUGCAUCUGCAUCUGCAAUCCCCAAACAUCCCGCGGGGUCCGAUGCAGAGCCUAGCACCCAGCAGAUGGAGGGACACGAGCAGUCAAAAGACACAGCAGGCUUUAAAGGAAAGGCCACGAAACCGAAGAUACGUCUGCAUGCCGAAGAACUUCGUCACCCAUCCUCGGUCUCGUUCUUUACUCUCGUUCCUGAUGUCACCUCGAAGCUCGACACAGCCCUCGACAACAUCAUCAAAUACCUAUACACGUCGCCAGCAACAAAAUCGGAAGAUGUUGAGAGCUGCAAAAAGAGAACUUGGCCUUCUUUCGACCCCUCCGUACCCCCCACGCGCUCUGUCACCCUCUUCCUCCGUGAUUUCAGCGGCGUCGCUUACACGACCGGCACUGAGCUCGACAAUGAUCAUAAGGAAAUCCACCUCUCCUUACCGUACAUUAAACAUUGUACUACCCUCGCAGAUCCGGUUCGAGAAUUAGCGGGUGUGCUCACCCAUGAGCUUGUACAUUGCUAUCAGCAUACAGCACCACCCAAGACUGAUGAUGAGCCCGAAAGAAAGAUCCCUCAUCCGCCAGGAGGUCUGAUUGAAGGCAUUGCGGAUUUUGUCCGGUUAAAGGCACGCCUAGAUCCUCCGCAUUGGAAGAAGCCCCAGUCCGCAUCGGAGCGGGAAUCUAAAUGGGACGCUGGAUACCAGCACACUGCUUACUUCUUGGCCUGGAUUGAGGAUGUUCGGGUGGGCGAGGGGGCGAUUGGCAUGUUGAAUGACCGAUUGUUAAGAGUGGGAUAUGUAGGGGAGGAUGAGGAUAAGGAAAAGUCGUUGACCGCUGAAAUUGGAUUUUGGCGGGGACUUUUUGGUAUGGAGGUUGCUGAGUUGUGGGCGGAGUAUGGCCAAUUUCUCGAUGCUGAUGGCAGAAAGGAAUGA